Messenger RNA from Ilex paraguariensis (yerba mate), 4117 nucleotides. NCBI's taxonomy places the organism in Eukaryota, Viridiplantae, Streptophyta, Magnoliopsida, Aquifoliales, Aquifoliaceae. The record is from the annotation of a GenBank genome assembly.
CGCUGUAAUAAAAGAAGUCGUCUUCUCCACUGGCCCCGACGGCUUUUUUCCAAAUUUUCUCAGUCCACCUUCUCUCUCUUCCUCCUUCCCUCUUUCUCUCUCUAGGUCAGUCCUCUCUUUUUUCCUUUCUCUUACCCUAUUCACAUACGUAUAUACAUUUUUUUUGUGUUAAUCUACUCGAUCUCUCGGAAGAUCUUUGACUUGGGAUCGAUAAAGGGACGGCCAGGAUCUAGAGGGUAAAAGGUCCUCUCUGUUGGAUCUGAGAGGAGAUGGCUCUGUCUGGCAUGAGAGGUUUAUCGGUAUUCAUCAGCGAUAUUCGUAAUUGCCCGAACAAAGAACAGGAACGCCUUCGUGUAGAUAAAGAGCUCGGAAAUAUCCGUACACGCUUCAAAAAUGAGAAGGUUCAUGUGGUGCCGACAUUGAGGAGGAAUGCUCCUAUCAAAGAUGACAAGGAUGAGGAUCUUUUGCAUUUGCUUAUUGUGGGUUUAGAAGGUUUGACACCUUAUGAAAAGAAGAAGUAUGUUUGGAAAAUGCUUUACAUUUAUAUGCUUGGUUAUGACGUGGAUUUUGGUCACAUGGAAGCUGUUUCUUUGAUAUCCGCACCAAAAUACCCUGAAAAGCAGGUUGGAUACAUAGUGACAUCGUGUUUGCUCAAUGAGAAUCACGACUUUUUGAGAUUAGCAAUUAAUGCGGUCCGCAAUGAUAUCAUUGGUCGGAAUGAAACAUUUCAGUGCCUGGCGUUGACCUUGGUAGGGAACAUUGGUGGGAGGGAUUUUGCUGAAUCACUAGCACUCGAUGUUCAAAAGUUGCUUAUUUCCAGUAGUUGCAGACCGCUUGUGAGAAAGAAGGCCGCAUUGUGUCUCCUCCGCCUCUUUAGGAAAAAUCCAGAUGUCGUCAAUGUAGAUGGCUGGUCAGAUCGGAUGGCACAGCUAUUAGAUGAACGUGAUUUGGGUGUUUUGACAUCUUCGAUGAGCCUUCUUGUUGCUUUAGUGUCCAAUGACCAUGAUUCAUACUGGAGUUGUCUUCCAAAGUGUGUCAAAAUAUUGGAAAGGCUUGCUAGAAACCAAGAUGUUCCUCAAGAGUACACUUACUAUGGUAUCCCAUCUCCCUGGCUUCAGGUUAAGACAAUGAGGGCUCUUCAGUAUUUUCCCACUAUUGAAGAUCCAAACACUAGAAGAUCAUUGUUUGAGGUUUUACAACGGAUACUAAUGGGAACUGAUGUUGUGAAAAAUGUGAACAAGAACAAUGCAUCACAUGCUGUUCUCUUUGAAGCCCUUGCUCUUAAAUCUGUUUCCCAUGGCAACCAAUAUGUGCCUGGUCUUGCCUUCAUCUUCUUUGAUCGUGGCAACCAAUAUGUGCCUAGUCUUGUCAUGCAUCUAGAUGCUGAAAAGGAAAUGAUGUCUCAGUGUGUUGCCUUGCUUGGGAAAUUUAUUGCUGUGCGUGAGCCAAACAUUCGGUAUCUUGGUUUGGAGAAUAUGAGUAGGAUGUUGAUGGUUACAGAUGUUCUGGACAUUAUCAAAAGACAUCAAGCCCAAAUCAUCACCUCAUUAAAGGAUCCUGACAUCAGUAUUCGGAGACGUGCCCUUGAUCUGCUAUAUGGCAUGUGCGAUGUUUCUAAUGCAAAGGACAUUGUUGAAGAAUUAUUGCAGUAUCUCAGCACAGCUGACUUUGCAAUGCGUGAAGAAUUGGCAUUAAAAGCUGCCAUUCUUGCAGAGAAAUUUGCCCCUGAUCUGUCAUGGUAUGUGGAUGUGAUCCUUCAAUUGAUUGACAAGGCAGGAGAUUUUGUCAGUGAUGACAUAUGGUUUCGUGUUGUGCAGUUUGUCACAAAUAACGAGGAUCUACAGUUUGUCACAAACAACGAGGAUCUACAGCCUUAUGCAGCAGUGAAAGCCAGGGAAUAUCUAGACAAGCCUGCUAUACAUGAGACAGUGGUCAAGGUCAGUGCCUAUAUUCUUGGAGAAUACAGCCAUCUUCUGGCCAGACGGCCUGGUUGCAGUCCAAAGGAGAUUUUUAGCAUCAUACAUGAGAAGCUUCCUACUGUUUCGACUUCGACGAUUGCUAUUCUACUUUCAACAUAUGCGAAGAUUUUGAUGCAUACUCAACCCCCAGACUUGGAACUACAGAAUCAAAUUUGGGCAAUAUUCAGCAAAUAUGAGGGUUGCAUUGAUGUUGAGAUACAACAACGGGCUGUUGAAUACUUUGCAUUGAGUAGGAAAGGCGCAGCUUUAUCAGAUAUAUUAGCUGAAAUGCCCAAGUUCCCUGAACGGCAGUCUGCAUUAAUCAAAAAAGCUGAAGAUACUGAAGCCGAUGCUGCGGAGCAAAGUGCUAUCAAGUUACGGGCGCAGCAGCAGACUUCUAAUGCUUUGGUUGUGACUGACCAACGUCCGGCUAAUGGAACUCCUCCUGUGACCCAACUUAGUCUUGUUAAGAUGCCUAGCAUGAGCAAUGUGGAUCAUAACCCUGCAGAGCAAGGGGUGUCUCAGGCCAAUGGGACUCUAAGUGUUGUGGAUCCUCAACCAUCUAGACCUUCAGAUGAUAAUAUUGGCGAUCUUUUAGUUCCACUGGCUAUUGAAGGCCCUCCUGGUUCUGCUACGCUAUCUGGGCAUAGUCCCGUCUUUGGAUUUGGAGGUGCUCCAAAUGCGGAGGAUGCUUUAGCCAUUGCACCUGUCGAAGAGCAGACAAACACUGUCCAGCCAAUAGGAAAUAUUGCAGAAAGAUUUCAUGCUUUAUGCCUGAAGGAUAGUGGGGUGUUGUAUGAGGAUCCUUAUAUUCAGAUUGGCAUUAAGGCUGAGUGGCGGGUGCAUCAGGGACGACUUGUCCUCUUCUUGGGUAACAAGAAUACUGCCCCACUUGUUUCAGUUCAAGCAUUGAUAUUGCCGCCAUCUCAUUUGAAGAUGGAGCUCUCAUUGGUACCCGAAACUAUUCCUCCACGGGCACAGGUGCAAUGCCCACUUGAAGUGGUCAACCUCCGCCCAAGUAGGGAUGUUGCUGUUCUCGACUUCUCCUACAAGUUUGGAACCAACGUUAAUGUUAAACUUCGCCUACCUGCUAUUUUAAAUAAAUUUUUCCAGCCCAUAACAGUGUCUGCCGAAGAAUUUUUCCCCCAAUGGAGAUCACUUUCUGGACCCCCCUUGAAACUUCAAGAAGUGGUUAGAGGUGUGAGAUCAAUGUCUCUCGUGGAGAUGGCAAACUUAUUUAACAGUUUCAGGUUGAUGGUUUGUCCGGGACUUGAUCCAAACACAAAUAAUUUGAUUGCAAGCACUACAUUCUAUUCAGAGAGUACACGAGCCAUGUUGUGUUUGGUAAGAAUUGAAACAGAUCCUGCAGACAGAACCCAGCUGCGUAUGACAGUUGCCUCAGGGGACCCUACACUAACGUUUGAAUUGAAGGAGUUCAUCAAGGAACAAUUAAUUAGCAUUCCUACAGCUUCCCGGGCACCUUCACCAGUGUCUCUGCAAGCUCAACCAGCUGAGCCUCCACAACCUUUGCCAACCAGUUCACCAGCUGCACUAUCAGAUCCUGGGGCUAUGCUUGCCGGUCUUCUUUGAGAAAGUGGAUAUGAUUUAUUCAAGAUUUGUUCACUACAACACAUGUAAACCUGAUUAUACAGCAAUGCCCAUCAAUCCGUCCCUGAAAGUCAGAGGUGGGCAAGGAAAAAUACAAUGCCAGGGCUGGCGGGAUUAGGGGUGAGUUUGCAUGCGUUAGGCUUAGCAUUAGAGUUUUUGGGAGUUGGUUCAGGGUUUUGAGAUUCUUCUCUUACAAUUACAGUGCGCAAGGGUGAGGUUCUCUUUUUUAUUUUAGGGUGAGGGUCUGUUAUUAUUAUUCUUUAUUUCCCCUUCCAUUCCAUUUUUUUCCCUCAUAUCUGGCCAGGUUUCACUCGGUUUCUGUAAUACCAAUAGCAUAUGAAAAAUUGCUUCAAGUGAACUGAUUGUAACUAAUGCAUCAUUUUGUUUUGGAGUCCAUAUGUAUUUUUCAUUCAGAGCAAUUCCGAAUGUGAAAAAAACGGUGUGGCCUUUGUAUUUGUCUUUCUAUUUGUGGUUUUCCUGAAAGAUUGAUGGGAAAAACAUUUGGCUCAAUUCUUGAACCCGAUUACACUUAUCUUUUUCUUUUGGUUGGG